Molecule: messenger RNA, 381 nt
Organism: Hyaloscypha bicolor E
Lineage: Eukaryota; Fungi; Ascomycota; Leotiomycetes; Helotiales; Hyaloscyphaceae
Exons: 3
Coding region: 1-381 (126 amino acids)
Source: RefSeq, a predicted model, not a curated record
AUGCGUCCUUUCCACAUAUCCGUCUCUUUUUCAAUCGGUUUGCUUGGUACCGCGACUGUCCAGUUUGAUUAUCACUCUGGCCAAUAUCUCUUCGGUUCCUACUUUGGAAUUUCCCUCACCAAUGCUGCAUAUGAUUACGUGGUUGUGGGAGGUGGAACGGCGGGGUUGGUCGUCGCCAGCAGACUUGCUGAAAAUCCGAAUAUGACCAUUGCUGUGCAAUCAAAGCCAGAUCCCGAUCUACUAAACGAAAAUUGUCAGCGCGGGCGCAUCCAUGGAUUGAUUGGGAACUACCUACGGUUUCUCAGCCGCACCUCACCAACAGAGUCAUACACUAUACUCAGGGAAAGUAACAGAGUAGGAGCUCUGCCAGGAUUCAAUUGA